Molecule: messenger RNA, 960 nt
Organism: Symbiodinium pilosum
Lineage: Eukaryota; Dinophyceae; Suessiales; Symbiodiniaceae
Source: the annotation of a GenBank genome assembly
AUGGCAGCGUCAUUGGCAAGCCUGGUGCAGCUGGAGAGGCAGUUGGCCAAGGAGAAAGAAGACGUCCUGGACCAGCUUGCCGGCUGGGAUGAAGAGAUUGGCUGGAAGAAGCACGUCGUGUCCGAAUUGGAGAAGACGCUGGAAGCUCUUCGGUCAGGAGGUUCCGGGCCUCGAACUGCCGCAGAGGUCAGAGGAGCAGUGACGGCGCAGAACUCCUCCGUGGACGAUGGGCAGCAGAAGGAGGAAAACGAUGAGCUGUCGCGUCGGCUCGCUGCAGCCCUUGCUGAUUUGCCGACGACGUCUACAGACCGAUGGGACCAGGCGAGCUUUGAAGCCCAAUUCAACCGCAGCGCGGACGGCCAGCUUGCAGACUUUUUGGGAACCCUCGAACCGGAACAGCGGCUGGUGUGGGAAUUGCAAAACCCGCCGGAGGCAAGCCCAAAGCUCGACAGAAGGCUCCUGGCUGAUUUGAAAGAUGCUGGAAAGAGUGCAGAGGCCGAAGUGCUCGUGGCGGCAGCAGGGAAACCCUCGGAAGCAGAGGAGCAGUAUCGAUCGCUGCUGUGGAUACGCUACAAGACGCUGAAUGCGUCCCAUGCUGAGCAAGGUGCUGGCGGACAGUCGCUGCUCACGUUAGCAUGCAGAAAUGGCUGGUGUGAUGUGGCGAGCGCGCUUCUUGAACGACAGGCCGAUGUGCAUCAUCGAAGCGGAUCGCAGCUGACAGCCCUGUCUGCAGCAUGCAUGCGGGGGAGUGUGGCUUGCGUCGAGAUCCUUCUACAAGCCCAUGCAGAUCCCAACGAGGCUAGCAAGGGGCGCAGCGCGCUUGCCCUGGCUAGCUGCAUGCAUCCCACUGAGAAGACAGGUGCGGUGCAUUGCUGCAAUUCGGUGUACAGGAUGCAUGCGGCUGAUCACGUGGAUCUCAGGUGUGGCGCUGGUGAAGAAGCUUGUGGAGUUUCGUGCUGA